Molecule: messenger RNA, 2396 nt
Organism: Vitrella brassicaformis
Lineage: Eukaryota; Vitrellaceae
Source: the annotation of a GenBank genome assembly
CCGUGUACACGCGUGUGUCGACUGUUCACGGCAGGUCAAAGGCGAUAAUGAGCUCCUCACCUACACACACAAAUGGCACCAGUCUGUUGCAUUUCCGCCUACGUGGAGAUGUGGGAGCGUACCGAUGGCACAGCCGUCACUGAGUGGCAGGGGGGAGUGCGUCUUGACGCUGAAUGUUCCCGGCCAGUACUGGCUGGCUGCACGGGAGCCCCUCAGCACACCCAGCCGCUUCAGACACUUGGCCACCAACUCAGAGCAGAAAUACGUCUGAUGGACACAUGCACAGAUAGACACAUCAAUCACAUCAAGAAACCCAUUCAGGCGCCAGUCAUGUCUUGCUGACCUGUUCGUCGUCUCCCUGCCUCCAUCCGACGGAGAAGUGCUGGUCCCUCCUCUCCCCGCCCCCUGUCUGUGUGCUCGCCUCCUGAUAGCCGUCUCCUGCCGUGGCGAGCCGCGGGCCACUGGAAGCAGCAGCUGCUGCUGCUGUGGGUGCGGGGCUCUUGAUCGUCACUGAGAGGGCAGGGAGAGAGUUAUGACUUGACGGUGCGAUGAUGUUCGUACCUUCUCCCUCCUCAUGGUCGACGUCGAUCUCCUCUGAGCGGUGGCGCCACAGGAGCUUCCGCACGGUGAGGCGGUAGGGUUUGCCCAACACGUCGAAGAUGAAGUCCUGGAAACUCGCCAACAGACGCGGAUGGCGCUUGAAAUACACCUGAUUGAUCGAUUGGCAAAGAUGCAUCCGUGUCACCCCCAGGUGGACAAAGUUAUACGUGCGUGCGUGUCUCCACCUUCCUGUAGACGAGCUUGGUGUAGCACUUGUGCCACCCGAACGCCCUGACGACACAAAUGCCGUGAAUUGAUGCUGCCGAGAAGUGUUUCCAUGUCCAGUAGUACUUGAAGUCGCUCCAGCUGACGGCUGUGACACCGUGAUUGCCCGUGGCCUCGAAGAUCAGCACGCUACCGUUGUCGACGCGCAGCAGCAGCGCCACGUGGUCGUACUCAGAGGCCGUCAAGGUGCGUGUCACCCUGGCACCGCCGUCAGUACCCCUGACACACACACACACGCACAGAAGAAAUCAGAAGACAGCACAUGCACCACAGUGGAGGUCGGAGGCCUCUUCCUUUGCGAUGUGCGUACCUGAAGAGGAGUAUGUCGCCCGUCUGGACGAGUGACAGGUACUUGCUCUCUGAAAUGCGAUUGAACCGCCAGAAGUUCUUCUCCGCCACGAUGCCCCUCUCCGCGUACGGCAGCGGGGCCGCACACCGGAUAUGCAGACCAGUGGCGUGCACCAGGCGCUGCAUCACACGGGCGCUGCCACGGAACUCAAAACACUUCUGCAUCCACGCGGAGAGAGGGAGCCAUGGACACCGGCGAUGUACAGUCCAUCGUCGAUGAAUUGGUUACCUUUGGGAAUGCGGUCGGUUUGAGUCUGAGUACUAUGCGGUCGUCCCUGACCCCGCCCCAUUGAUCGCAGCUGAAGAGCCCCUCGCACAGGCCAAAUAUGGCCAGGGGGUCGGCCGACGACGUGUCGCCGAUCUCGGCACUCUCGUACAAACAAUGCAGCUCGUACCGCACCUGACACAGGCACAAGCACAACAACAUGCGAGGGACGUGUGUGUGCGAGCAUCCGUCGAGAGGUCUCCGGUUUUAGCACUGUGUCGAAGUCCAGAACGCCCAGGGGAGCUGUAAGGCCCAGGUCGUCGGGCUGCAGACGAACAGAAAGAACAGUGUGUGCUGAGAACAAUCAGCAUCUUUGUACUCCAUUGCAGGCCUUUACCUUGAAGUAGAGCAAUUUGCGAUCCUGCACCACACAGCAACAGAACACACACAUGGUCCAAACACCUGUUGGUCGGUCCUCGCGUUGUCUGACGGACCUUGAGUAUGUAUGUGCGCCGCCGCCAUCCCUCGUACCACCAGGGCGAGCGCUUCUCGAAAUCGCCCUCCAUCGCAGGCAAACACGAACCUACCUGCACCCACGCAACACGCGCAGACACUGCAGACACGUACUGCAGGUCUUUCCCUCUCUGCAUCUUUCGCUCACCGGAAGAAUCCAUUGAGGCGCUGGCAUCCCUUGUCCGCCCUCCUCCCCCUCCUGGACCAAACGCUCACCAUCAGCCUGCAGAGCCUCCACUUGGCCUUUGCGGAAGGACAGCUCAUCUCGUCUAUGGUCAAUCAAGGCGGGCGGGGCUUCCUCUACGGGCCUGAAGCUCUCCAGCACCCGCUGUGCCACUGUGCGUUCUGUGGCGGUGCUGCACUCAUCGAUGGGGGCCUCACACUCUUCAAAGAGGAGGUGGUCAUCGGGAAACUCGGUUUCAUAAUAUUUGACCUCUAGUGCCGGCAUACUGCGCGCGAACGUCUGCCAGUCCACCGAAUUCGAAACCCUAACCCCAAACCCCAU